AUGGAUCAAAGUUUUAUAGGAACUAAUAGUCUAGUUUCAGUAUUAGCAGGCCUUGUAUUUAUAGGAACUGUUAUUAAAGUUGGUAUUUCUCUUCAGACUUAUUUAAUCGAUGUUAGAUGUGUAUUGCUUUUACCAACAGAGUUGGGAUUAAGAGAGUGGAGAGAAAAAUACAAGGUUUUAAGCUUUGCACAGUUUAGUUUAACGGUAGUAACAUCAGCCUUAUCAUUUUUAACUUAUUUUACUGUACUCUUUUCUGAUUCAGGAAAUACAUUAAAAGCACAACUUUGGUUACUUUGUUGUAUUCUUAUGUUUUCACUUUUGCCAUACACUGUUUUAGUUGUUGUACCAAUUAAUAAAAGAUUAAAUUCAAAGGAAUGUGAAGAGAAUUUAAGUCUUUCUGCAGCAUUAUUGAAAAAAUGGGGAGAAGUAAAUAAACCAAGACCAUUCAUGUUACUUUUAAUUAUGGUCAUCUUUUAUUAUGUAAUUUUUGUUUAA
Messenger RNA from Dictyostelium purpureum, 495 nucleotides. RefSeq lists its product as uncharacterized. NCBI's taxonomy places the organism in Eukaryota, Evosea, Eumycetozoa, Dictyosteliales, Dictyosteliaceae. The coding region runs from base 1 to 495 and encodes 164 amino acids. The transcript has a single exon. The record is from RefSeq and is a predicted model, not a curated record.